Molecule: messenger RNA, 2127 nt
Organism: Owenia fusiformis
Lineage: Eukaryota; Metazoa; Annelida; Polychaeta; Sabellida; Oweniidae
Source: the annotation of a GenBank genome assembly
AUGCGUUUCUGGGCAUAUCGGACAUUAUUAUUAACAACAUGGACUGCGAUGGUGAUAAAGCCACAAGUGAUGGCCCAAUUGGACCCGCAAAAGCUUGCAGCUAUUGAGGAGUUUCUAACGGAGACAAUGGCAUGUCGGAAUAUUCCUGGUCUACAGAUUGCAUUGGUAACUAGUGAGGAAGUGCUCAUGGCAAAGGGGUACGGUCUCUCAAACAUCGAGAAGAAAACACCGAUGACUGAAAGGACAGUAACUUCUAUUCAGUCGAUCUCAAAGGGAAUGCUCUCGACGCUUGUUGCAGCCGUCCUUUCUGAUCUCAACCAAAGUGGGUUAGAUUUUGACACGCGCUUGCAAGCCAUCAUGGGAGAAGACUUCAAUACAUCUGAUCCCUUGGUAACGGAAUAUGCGAGUUUGAAAGAUUUCUUGGCCAUGAAGAGUGGAUGUAACUUUCCCGAAGUCCUUGUUGAGAGCUUCCAAGUUAUGUCACCUGAUGAGUUCACGAGAAAUCUCAAACACUACAAAUGUCAAUGGCGAUUUCGAACUGGGAUGCAUUACUCAACAACAGGUUACCUCGUCGUCUCAAAGGCUUUAGAGAAAUUAACUGGUAAAUCGUUUGAUCAGCUGAUGAAAGAAUACAUCUUUAACCCACUGGGUAUGACAGACUCGGACAUUGUGUCAAAAGCUACAGAAAUAUAUGGAUUUUCCCACGCUUACACAACUGGUUCUGAUGACAUAUCAGAUGUAGAAGUGACUCCUGCAUUUAUAAGCCAGAGUGGCUACAUGAUGGGUGGAGCGGGCGUAGCCUUUAAUGCAAAUGAUAUGGCAAAUCAGAGUGGCCACAUGAUGGGUGGAGCGGGUGUAGCCUCUAAUGCAAAUGAUAUGGCAAAGUAUCUUCAAAUGCAUUUAAAUAAUGGGAAAAAUCAAGAUGGACAGCAAAUCAUUGAUGAAUCCAAUUUGAGGAUCACGAAAGAAAACUGGAAUGUCUAUAAGUAUAAACCUUAUUCACUACCCAGACCUACAUUUCCAGAGGGAUUGGUCAGUGGGGCAUAUGGGUUUGGAUGGAUCAAGGGAUACCAAAAAGGAUAUGCAAUGCUUCAUCAUCCUGGAAAUUAUGCUUAUUACCGGACCCAUGUUGUGAUCUGGCCCGAUUUAGACUUGGCCUUGUUCUUACACACAAACGGUAGACAAUUCAUUGACCAAAUCGAUGCCACUUUUGCAAACUUCAUAUACAUUCUUGAUGUCUUGAAUGGGGAUGUUCCUUGGUUGAACACAACAACCAGAUGUAGUUUUCCAGAGCCGUGGCGGACAGCAGUCAAGGCGCUCCCGGAAUCCAUUCCUACUGACCUUGAUCCGGCGUUGUCCUUGGAAAAAUAUGUAGGUUACUAUGGACAACCAGGCUAUGGAUGCUUUCAAGUAACAUUAAUUAAUGCUGUCUUAGAAAUGACGUAUGGAAAGACGGGAGAGUUUGAACUUCACGCCACUGGUAAUGGACACGAAUUCUGGCGGAAAGGCAAGGGCCUGCAAGCCUGGAGGUGGAGUAAACAAGAUUGGUACUUCGCAGAGAGUCCAUAUCCGCGGACUUGUGAGUUUUUUGUGGACUCUGGGAAUGUGACUGGGGCGAGUUGUAAGUUUGAUUUUAACUACGAAGGAUAUGAAAAGAUUAAUGGAGAGAAGCCAGAGAUUGAAGCACUGUGUUCGGAGUAUACAACAGGAAUUCCGUCUGAGUCAAGAACACCCCUCCCAACACCUGAACUCUUGCUACCUACUUGGGCAAUAGUUGUUAUUACCGUUGCUGUUGGACUAGUGGUCGCAGCUAUAUUUGGCUGCAUCAUAUAUAGAGGAAGAAAGAUGAAACGUAAGGAAGCUAAAGACACGUUACCCGAUAGUAACGCCUACCUGUAUGGACGUCAAAAUACUGAACUCAGUGACGCUGCAGAUGAUAAAAACAUUGUUCCAAUGGACUACGAAACUGCUGUUGGAGAAAUUAAUCCAGGCGCAACAGUGGAGAGACAUUUGGAUGCUAUGAAUGAUCUGAAUGAAAGCACUGGUGAUACAGACAGUGCUGGAGGGCCCCGCUCCACAACUGUUAGAGUCGAAUAUCAGCCAGAUGCGAACCCAUCACAAUUGUAG